UCAGAUUUCGUCGACAUCAACUAAAUAACAUCUCUCGGGCAGGAAAUGCUCUAAAAAAGUGAAAUAAACUCCUAAAAAACAGAAAUUCGCGUAAAAUUAACACUCCGGUAUCGUGAAAACGUAAAAUCCGUGCAUCGAAAUUGUGAUAAAGCCACAAAAAGACGAACAAUAUUGAAGCACAAAGACGAGAAAAAAAUCUCGAGCAAAGAUUUCGACAGAAUUUACAGAAAAAUCCUAAAAUGCUCGCGAGAAAAGAGACUUUCAGCUCCGGAAAUUUGCGAUAAUUGUAUUUGUGAUCCGCGAAACUUACGAAAAAAAAUAAAUUUUGAAGAAAUUCAAGGAAAAUAUUUUGAACUUGUAAAAUCUACUGAGAUAAAAGGAACCUCGACAUCGAACAAUAUGGUAGAUCCCGCUUCGUUAAAUGUCACCGCGAGCACUGUGGCGUCGACAGCUGCCAACAUUGCCGUGAAAAUGACGUCACAAGACCAUGCCGGAGGACAUUUGGUGGAUCCGCUAACGCAUGUCGGCGACGGAAUCUUCUUACAAUCAAAAACGGCCCAAGUUAUGGCGGGCGCUUUCGUUUGGAUGGCACUUUUCAUCACAUGUCAACAGAUCUAUCAGCAUCUCAGAUGGUAUACGAACCCGCAGGAACAACGAUGGAUCGUCAGAAUAUUGUUCAUCGUGCCCAUUUAUGCGACGUACUCUUGGAUCAGUUUACUCUUUUUCAACUCACAGAACGUUUACAUCUAUUUUUUCACCGUAAGAGACUGUUAUGAAGCAUUUGUAAUUUACAACUUCUUAUCGCUAUGCUACGAGUACUUGGGAGGCGAGGGAAACAUCAUGUCGGAAAUUCGCGGGAAGCCCAUCAAGUCGUCGUGUCUCUAUGGAACGUGCUGUCUCACGGGAAAAACUUACACAAUUGGUUUCUUGCGUUUUUGCAAACAGGCAACGUUGCAAUUUUGUCUUGUUAAGCCCUUGAUGGCCUUUAUCAUCAUCUUUUUGCAAGCAUUUGGACACUAUCAUGAUGGCGAUUGGAACAUUUCCGGCGGUUACAUUUACACCACAAUAAUUUACAACUUUUCUGUCUCACUUGCCUUAUACGGAUUGUACUUAUUUUAUUUUGCGACACGUGAUCUCUUGACGCCCUUCGAGCCCGUACUUAAAUUCUGCACCAUCAAGUCCGUGAUUUUCUUGUCGUUCUGGCAGGGAGUCGGUUUGGCAAUUCUUGAGAAGGCAAACCUCAUUUCGUCGAUCGUUAGCUCUGAAGGAGAACAUACGGAUGCGGGUACUGUCUCUGCUGGUUAUCAGAAUUUCUUGAUUUGUAUCGAGAUGUUGUUCGCUGCGAUCGCGUUGCGAUAUGCGUUCCCGUAUCAAGUUUAUGCUCAAUGUGGCAUGACUGAUGCUCAAGGACGAUCUGUGACAAUGCAAUCGAUUUCAAGCAGUUUAAAGGAAACAAUGAAUCCAAAAGACAUAAUGACUGACGCGAUUCACAAUUUCCAUCCACAAUAUCAACAGUACACUCAAUACAGCUCCGAAGUCGUGUCACCCCAACCAUAUGAAAGAUUGUAAAGACGACUUUUUCCACUUUGCGGAGGAAGUUUCGAGAGAAAUGAAUUUGAAUUAAUCGUGAUUUAUGUUUUUUAAUUCGAUGGAGGAACCUUGAAUGUAUAGUUGAUAAGAAAUUACAAUUUUUUUGACAAAUUUUUUAAAAGAAAUAUUUUUUUUUUGUGAGAAAUCGAGAAGAAAAAAUGAAAGAAAAUCAACUAGCCAGCAAAAAAAGCCAGAUAAACUGCGCAUUUCCUGUUUUUUUUAAUUAAUUUUACCUUUUUUCUUUGUAAUAAUGAUAAAUUAUUUUUGUAUUUUUAUUGAAUGGAUGUCAAAAGAGGUCAUUUAAAUGGGAGAUUUUCUCAAAAAAAUGAUCCAAAAGUGCCUCAAAUCGUAAUUUUUGAACGUUUUUGUGUCAUUUGAAGAUCCCGAGUGUCGACUCCCACCCCAAAAUUAGUGUUUUUCUAACGUAAUUUAGCUUGCAUGAACUUUGACGUGAGUGAAAAUUAAAGAAAACUCGCGGCAAUAAAAAAUUUGCAAGGAAAAAAACGAAAUUUUCAUUCAAUUUAAACAUUAAAUUAGCUUUAAUUAAACUUAUUUAUAAAAUAAAACAGAUUCAUGUCUUGUAAAAAAAAAUAUGAAAUACGAAUAAAUGUUUAA
Culicoides brevitarsis is the source of this 2205-nucleotide messenger RNA. It is a transcript of the gene Tmep, whose product is annotated as transmembrane protein 184B. Lineage: Eukaryota; Metazoa; Arthropoda; Insecta; Diptera; Ceratopogonidae. Gene Ontology annotation, cellular component: membrane. The record is from RefSeq and is a predicted model, not a curated record. Gene Ontology annotation, molecular function: transporter activity. Bases 400 to 1569 code for a protein of 389 amino acids. The transcript is spliced from 8 exons. Gene Ontology annotation, biological process: transport.